This is a messenger RNA of Lates calcarifer (barramundi perch), 5886 nucleotides long. RefSeq names its product glutamate receptor, metabotropic 1b (gene grm1b). NCBI's taxonomy places the organism in Eukaryota, Metazoa, Chordata, Actinopteri, Centropomidae. Gene Ontology annotation, cellular component: postsynaptic density membrane. Gene Ontology annotation, molecular function: adenylate cyclase inhibiting G protein-coupled glutamate receptor activity; G protein-coupled receptor activity involved in regulation of postsynaptic membrane potential. The record is from RefSeq and is a predicted model, not a curated record. Gene Ontology annotation, biological process: regulation of synaptic transmission, glutamatergic; G protein-coupled glutamate receptor signaling pathway.
UUUCAGGUCCGCAGCGGUGAAUUGAAAGUGCAUCACAUCUGUCGGUGUCUGGCACGACGCUGCGGGACUAAUUCAUGUGAAGUUUGAACUCUGUCUUUACAGUUUUAAUUACGAGCAUAACUAGACUCCCUCUCCACAAAGAUUUGGCACUGUUAUCAUGGCUUGGCAGGUCAUCUUUCCAAAUACCUACAUUUUUUUCUAUAUAAAUAUUUCUGUAUUAAUAUUUAAAUAUUCUCCACCCAGAAAUGUCACUAAUUGGUGUUACAUUAUCUGAAAUUGACGUGUAUGAACUGUGGCUUCAAAUCAGGGGCACUGCAGUGACUGUGACCCGCUUUUAAGAUGCAGUGAGGAAGAGGAGAAGAAGGGGGCACCUUAUGAUCAGUGCAGAGACACACACAAGGGUAGAGAGAGAGAGAGAGAGAGAAAGAAAGAGAGAGUGAGUCAAUCCCACUGUGUUUUCGCAGCACAAGAGCUGGAGUCCGGUCUGGCUGCUUCAGAGGAGACACAGACCCGCUAUGUCCCGAACUGCCUGCUGCAGGCUGACAACACUGAAGGAGAAGCAGCUGAGUUAAUUGCCAUUUUAUCCAAAAGAGGAUUCGAUGGACCUCCAUUAUGGCCAAGUGGACAUGAUUCUACAUUCAGCUCCUGUGGCACAAUGUCGAAUAUGAUUUACCUGACUGCCAUUCUGUACUUGCCUGUUUUACUGUUUGAGGCAUUCGUGUUGUCCAAGGGCAAGUAUGAGAGGUCAGUGGUGCCGAGUUCUGCCUCUCGUCUGGUGGCGAGGAUGGAUGGGGAUAUUAUAAUCGGCGCCCUCUUCUCUGUUCACCACCAACCAUCGGCUGAGAAGGUGGCAGAGAGGAAAUGUGGGGAGGUCCGCGAGCAGUACGGCAUCCAAAGGGUGGAGGCCAUGUUCCAUGCCUUGGAUCGGAUUAACUCGGAUCCAAACCUGUUACCCAACAUCACCCUAGGCUGUGAGAUCAGGGACUCCUGCUGGCAUUCGUCUGUGGCUCUGGAGCAGAGCAUCGAGUUCAUACGAGACUCGCUCAUCUCCAUUCGGGACGACAAGGAUGGCUCCAGGUGGUGCAUCGAGGGAGUGCCUUCCAGUCAGCCGCCACCAACCAAGAAGCCCAUCGCAGGGGUCAUUGGGCCUGGCUCCAGCUCUGUUGCAAUUCAAGUCCAAAACCUUCUUCAGCUGUUCAACAUCCCACAGAUCGCCUAUUCUGCAACCAGUAUUGACCUCAGUGACAAGACUUUAUUUAAGUACUUCCUCAGGGUGGUCCCCUCAGACACGCUUCAAGCCAGGGCGCUCUUGGACAUUGUCAAACGAUAUAACUGGACCUAUGUCUCUGCAGUGCACACAGAGGGUAACUACGGAGAAAGUGGGAUGGAAGUGUUCAAAGAGCUUGCCUCACAGGAAGGUAUCUGCAUCGCCCAUUCUGACAAGAUCUACAGCAAUGCCGGGGAGAAGCACUUCGACAGGCUGCUGAGGAAGCUACGGGAGCGUCUGCCUAAAGCCCGAGUUGUUGUCUGCUUCUGUGAAGGCAUGACAGUCCGAGGGCUGCUCAUGGCCAUGAGACGGCUCGGAGUAGCCGGAGAGUUUCUUCUAAUUGGCAGUGACGGCUGGGCAGACCGAGUUGAGGUGGUGGAGGGAUACGAGCAGGAGGCUGUGGGCGGCAUCACUGUGAAGCUGCAGUCUGAAGAGGUCUCCUCCUUCGACGACUACUUCCUGAAGCUCAGGCUCAGCACCAACACCCGCAACCCGUGGUUCCCCGAGUUCUGGCAGUACCGGUUUCAGUGCCGCCUUCCCGGACACCCGCAAGAGAACAUGAAUUAUGCACGGAACUGCUCAGGUUAUGAGAAUCUGGAGGACAACUAUGUUCAAGACAGCAAGAUGGGCUUCGUCAUCAACGCCAUCUAUGCCAUGGCGCACGGGCUGCAUGACAUGCACACUCACCUCUGCCCUGGCCAUGUGGGGCUCUGUGAGUCCAUGAAGCCAGUUGAUGGCAGCCACUUACUGGACUUUCUCCUCAAGACGUCUUUCACCGGUGUUUCCGGAGAGGACAUAUGGUUUGACGAGAACGGGGACUCACCUGGGAGGUACGAGAUUAUGAACUUCCAGCGUGUGGAUCCUGGUGUUUAUGACUACAUUAACACUGGCUCCUGGCAUGAGGGCAUACUCAGCCUUGAUGAUGACAUGAUCCAGAUGAACCGCAGUGACAUGGUCCGCUCUGUCUGCAGUGAACCCUGCUCUAAAGGAGAGAUCAAGGUGAUCAGGAAGGGAGAGGUGAGCUGUUGCUGGAUCUGCACAGCCUGCAAAGACAACGAGUAUGUCCAGGAUGAGUUCACAUGCAAGGCCUGUGAACUGGGCUGGUGGCCUGACAAAGAACUGGAAGGCUGUGAGCCAAUCCCCCUGCGCUACCUGGAGUGGGGCCAUCCAGAGUCCAUUAUCCAGGUGGUCUUCUCCUGCCUGGGCAUCCUGGUCACGUCAUUUGUUGCCUUUGUCUUUGUCUUGUACCGUGACACGCCUGUGGUCAAAUCCUCCAGCCGGGAGCUCUGCUACAUCAUCCUAGCAGGCAUCUUCCUGGGCUAUCUGUGUCCUUUCACCCUCAUCGCCCGCCCCACUGUGGCCUCCUGCUACCUCCAGCGGCUUCUUGUCGGACUCUCAGCCGCCAUGUGCUACUCUGCCCUGGUGACCAAAACCAACCGCAUUGCCCGCAUCCUGGCAGGCAGCAAGAAGAAGAUUUGCACCAGAAAGCCGAGGUUCAUGAGCGCUUGGGCUCAGGUGGUUAUCGCCUCCAUCCUGAUCAGUGUCCAGCUCACCUUGGAGAUUACCCUCAUCAUCAUGGAGCCGCCUGAACCCAUUAAAUCCUACCCCAGCAUCAGAGAAGUCUUCCUGAUCUGCAACACCAGCAACCUCGGUGUUGUUGCCCCUCUGGGCUACAACGGCUUGCUCAUCAUGAGCUGCACCUACUACGCCUUCAAGACCCGCAACGUUCCUGCAAAUUUCAACGAAGCCAAAUACAUUGCCUUCACCAUGUACACCACGUGUAUAAUCUGGCUGGCGUUCGUGCCAAUCUACUUUGGCAGCAACUACAAGAUCAUCACGACAUCCUUCUCUGUGAGCCUCAGUGUGACUGUUGCUUUGGGCUGUAUGUUCACACCAAAGAUGUACAUCAUCAUCGCCAAACCAGAGCGAAACGUGCGCAGCGCGUUCACCACCUCUGACGCUGUGCGAAUGCACGUCGGCGACGGCAAAAUUGCCUGCCGAAGCAACAGCCUGCUCAACAUGUUUAAGAGGAAGAAGAACCCUGGAAACGGCAGUUCUAAUGGAAAGUCUGUGUCAUGGUCUGAACCAGGUGCAAGACAUCCUCCAAAAGGGGAUCACAUGUGGCACAGACUGUCAGUGCAUGUGAAGAGACAGGAAGCAGGUUCCAAUCAGAUGGCUGUCAUCAAACCCUUAACUAAUACCUACCAAAACACAGCACUGGAAUUCUCAGACCUCAGCACUAAGACUUUGUACAAUGUGGCUGAGGAGGACGAGAGUGACCCUGUCAGAUACAACCCCCCUGUCACUCCCCCCAUGAUGGCCCACGGGCAAAUGCCUGCUUGUGGGCUGAUAAAGGAUGUGGGCGAGGAGGAGGAGGUGGAGCUCUAUACCCCUGAGCUCAUGCAGAAAAAUAGUAUUAUCCCCCAACAUAUCAUCAUGGACCACCUACAGGAGGAGGUGGUGGUGAGCAAAUUCAAUAGUGACAUCCCCGAGCUCAAUGAUAUGAUUAGCAUGCCCGAGGCCGUGAGCGGCGGCAUGCCCGUGUACCACCAGGCCCACCUCAUCCAGCAGGACCCGGUCCUGCCCAUGCACCUCGACCCUUUCGACGAGGAGCCCGCCUCCCCGUUGGAGGAGGACGAGAUGGAGAAUGAGCAGUUUGGCCUUCUCCACGGCUAUAUGUACAACAACGCGCAGAUUCAUGACGAGGAGGACCUGGUUGAGGUCAAAUUAGCAAUGGAGGACUCUCUGGCUCUGAUGCCGCCCUCCCCCUUCCGAGAUUGUGCUUGUCCUCCAGUGAGCCCCUUUCCCAACUCGCCGGUGUCCGAGUCGAUUUUGUGCACCCCUCCAAAUGUGACAUAUGCCUCUGUCAUCCUCAAAGACUACAAACAAAGCUCCUCAACUCUGUGAGGGCACACGCUAAAUAUUGCCAGUUGUACUAUAUUUUCAAGUUUAUGAUGAUUUGUGCUGUUUAUGAUGAUAUAUAAGGAAAAAGUCAUUCUGUGGUCUGACAAGUCAUUUUUCACUUAAUAGCUUUUACAUGAUAAGGGUGAACAACAAGACGCCACAUUUUAAAAUUCUUUUAGAUGUUAGAUGAAAGAAUUUGCGUAAUACAACAUACAUUUCUAUGCUAACAUAAGCUUUUAGGACAAAAUAGACUUUCUUCUUAUGAGAGCUAAGAUUGUCUAUGUAUGUACUUUUAUGAAUUAACGUCAUUUAAAUAGAUCCAUUUGAUAAAUAUAGGUGAUGUAACAAGCAGGUAAGUCUGUUUGACUUUAAACAGGGCAACUUAACGGUGAAUAUAGUUUGUAUGUAAUGCAAAACAAUUCAAUUUGACAAUAUAUUAAGAAAAUGUGUUUUGUGUUACACAUCGUGUGUUUUGUGCUUUAUGAUGAAAAGAAAGAGUUGGAGAGGUUGAAAGGAAUAGUUUGACAUUUUGAGAAAUAUACAUAUUCAAUGAUUGAUAUCACACUCAUAUCUGUCCAGUAAAUAUAAAGUUAGCAGCCCUUAGCUUAGCGUAAAGACUGGAAACAAGGGGAAAUAGCCUGGUUCUGUCCAAUGUACCAGAAUCCACGUAGUGUAAUAGCACUACCAGCCACUAUUUGGAGUUUUAUGGGGGGUUACAGGAGCUAUUUUUUGGCUGGGUGCAGUGACCUCUUCACUGAAAACCGCACUGCACCCGGACAAAAAAUAGUCCAGCACUUUGCCUCUAUUAAAACCACAAAUCAUUGUUUGUACACUGGAGUUGUUGUAUGAAACAACCAAUAUAUAACAGGUUAAUUAGUGAGCUUUACAGGUAAAGGCAGACACAUAUUAUUAUCUUUGGGCAGAGCCAGGCUAACUGUUCCCAUUCAUUUCCAGUCUUUAUGCUAAGCUAAGCUAACGAGCUGCUGACUCUAGCUUCAUAUUCAGUGUACAGACAUAAGAGUGGUAUCUGUCUUCUCAUCUAAAUCUUCUAAAACAGCAAUUUAACAUUUCUCCCCCAAAUAUUAAACUACUUCUUUGAGCUAGGAGUGCAGAAUCAAAAUAUUCUCCUUUGAGGGAAAUAAAAGGUUGACAUUUUAACAUGAUGUCAACGCUUAUCUGUGAAUUUUUGAUCGAUACAGUACUGCCAGACAAGUGCACCGACUGUAUCACGAAUGUAGCAGAGGACGUUCAAGUGCCACAUUUUCAUUAAGAGUUUUCUUUUUCUUUUUGUACAUUUAUCUCAUUUCUAUGGUCUUGAAACACAAGUUAAACUAGUUUCAAAUUUGUAUCUUUUCUAGACAUCUGAUUUCAUAAUUGUAUAAGAUAAAUGACAUACAUAUGUUUUGUGAAUGUAUGAAUUGUGUAUCAUAUUUUGGUAUUCAGAUGAUAUAUAUAUAUUACAUGGAUUACAGUAUUAGAAAAAAACUCAUUAGCUGUGUAUGCUUAUAUUGCGUGUACACCAAUCAAUUUCCUAAAUAUUAAGACUUUAACAGCCUAUCAAAACUGUAUAAUGUGAUAAAGUGCUACUGUUAGUAAUAUUCUGAAUAAGCUAUUUGCAGCCAGUAUAAAUUAAGUCUGCCAUUUUAAAGAAACAUUUACUGUAGAGCAUUUGAAGGACACUUGUUUGAUUGGAGCAAAUUAAAUAUUUUUUAUGC